ACCGAAAACCCAGGGUGUAGAAAAGCUUCUUCUCUUUGAAUGACAGAACCACAGCAUAAUGCGUGGCUUCAACCUGCUCCUCUUCUGGGGCUGUUGUGUUAUGCACAGCUGGGAAAGGGACACAGGACCCACACUGAAACCAAUGACAAAGGAUAAUAACUGUAGAGACAGUACCAUGUGCCCAUCUCAUGCCACCUGCACCAGCACUGAGGACAGUUACUAUUGUGCUUGCAAACAAGGAUUCCGGUCCAGCAAUGGACAAAAUCACUUCAAGGGUCCAGGAGUGGAAUGCAAAGAUGUUGAUGAAUGUUCUGAAAGCCAGCCCUGUGGUCCUAAUUCAGUCUGCAAAAACCUGUCGGGGAGGUACGAGUGCAGCUGUUUACAUGGUUUCUCUUCUCCCACUGGAAAUAACUGGAAACCAGGAAAGCCAGGCAAUUUCUCCUGUACUGAUGAGGAUGAAUGUGCCAAUCCAAGAACUUGCCCAGAGCAUGCAACUUGUAGUAACACUGUUGGAAACUACUCUUGUUUCUGCAACCCAGGAUUUGAAUCCAGCAGUGGCCACUUGAGUUUCCAGGGUCUCAAAGUAUUGUGUGAAGAUAUUGAUGAAUGCACUGAAAUGUGCCCCAUCAAUUCAACAUGCACCAACACUCCUGGGAGCUACUUUUGCACCUGCCACCCUGGCUUUGCACCAAGCAAUGGACAGUUGAAUUUCACAGACCAAAAAGUGGAAUGUAGAGAUAUUGAUGAGUGCCGCCAAGAUCCAUCAACAUGUGGUCCAAAUUCUAUCUGCACCAAUGCUCUGGGCUCCUACAGCUGUGGCUGCAUUGCAGGCUUUCAUCCCAAUCCAGAAGGCUCCCAGAAAGACGGCAACUUCAGCUGCCAAAGGGUUCCCUUCAAAUGUAAGGAAGAUGUGAUACCUGAUAAUGAGCAGGUCCAGCAAUGCCAAGAGAGAACCACAGUGAAACCUGAAUAUGUCUCCUUUUGUGCACAAAUAAAUAACAUCUUCAGUGUGCUGGACAAUGUGUGUGAAAAUAAAACGACUGUAGUUUCUCUGAAGAAUACAACUGAGAGCUUUGUCCCUGUGCUUAAACGAAUAUCCACGUGGACCAAAUUCACCAAGGAAGAGACGUCCUCCCUGGCCACAGUCUUCCUGGAGAGCGUGGAAAGCAUGACGCUGGCAGCUUUUUUGAAACCCUCAGCAAAUGUCACUCAGACUGUUCGGACGGAUUACGUAGACAUUGAGAGCAAAGUUAUCAACAAAGAAUGCAGUGAAGAGAAUGUGAACUUGAACUUGGCAGCCAAGGGGGAUAAGAUGAAGAUCAGGUGUUCCACAAUUGAGGAAUCUGAAUCCACAGGGACCACUGGUGUGGCUUUUGUCUCCUUUGUGGGCAUGGAGUCUGUUUUAAAUGAACGCUUCUUCCAAGACCACCAGGCUCCCCUGACCAUCUCCAAGAUCAAGCUGAAGAUGAAUUCUCGAGUCGUUGGGGGCAUCAUGACUGGGGAGAAGAAAGAUGGCUUCUCAGAUCCAGUCAUCUACACUCUGGAGAACAUUCAGGUUUGUGAAGAGGUCUCUACUGAGAUUCCUGUCUGCCUGUUGGGAACUCCUCGUCUCUCGAUUUCCUUAACUCUCCUUUUUGAUGGGAAGCUAUUGAGGUCGGUAAGCUUCCACAAUUUCUAGCAAUUCAAGUCAAUC
Rhinopithecus roxellana (golden snub-nosed monkey) is the source of this 1693-nucleotide messenger RNA. RefSeq names its product adhesion G protein-coupled receptor E1-like. Lineage: Eukaryota; Metazoa; Chordata; Mammalia; Primates; Cercopithecidae. Gene Ontology annotation, biological process: G protein-coupled receptor signaling pathway. Gene Ontology annotation, molecular function: G protein-coupled receptor activity; calcium ion binding. Gene Ontology annotation, cellular component: membrane. The record is from RefSeq and is a predicted model, not a curated record. The coding region runs from base 59 to 1678 and encodes 539 amino acids. The transcript is spliced from 12 exons.